Molecule: messenger RNA, 4364 nt
Organism: Brienomyrus brachyistius
Lineage: Eukaryota; Metazoa; Chordata; Actinopteri; Osteoglossiformes; Mormyridae
Gene: zhx3b
Product: zinc fingers and homeoboxes 3b
Exons: 3
Coding region: 440-3712 (1090 amino acids)
Biological process (GO): regulation of transcription by RNA polymerase II
Cellular component (GO): nucleus
Molecular function (GO): DNA binding; DNA-binding transcription factor activity, RNA polymerase II-specific
Source: RefSeq, a predicted model, not a curated record
AGUAUUUUCUUUUGCCUCCUCUUUCUGGCCAGAUCGAUUCGUAAUAAACAAGACAUAAGAGGCCAUUACACCUUGUUGUAGUGACCAUUGUCGGGUUUUUCUCUCGGUACCCGAAAGACUUCACGAGAGAGGGUCCACCCCCUCGUUGCAAUUGGCACCAAGUAUAUCCCAAAUAUUAUGUUAUUUAUUUAUAUAGCUGUACGACUAGCUAUUUAUUGUUUAUCGUACCCAUUUACCCUUUGCCGAAUCAACUGCAAGGUUGGCUUCUCGGUGCUGAAAACAGGUCUGAAUAGGGGAAGAAACCUUGGAGGUUACGGAAAGGUCAUGCAGGAACACUACAGUCUCCUAAUGGCUGGUCCUUGACUGGAAACACCAGCUCUACAAUUAAAACCAACACCCCACCACUUCAUACUCAAAUACUCCUCUGUUUUUGAAAGCCAUGGCUAGCAAGAGGAAAUCCACUAUCCCAUGUAUGAUCCCGGUGAAGACCAUGCACACACAGGAUGACAGGGAACAGGAGGAGGGCCUGCCAGACUGUGCGUCUUCUCGUCCUGUUAUCUUCCAUGCUGGAGAGGACUCCUGUGGACAAGGCUCUCAGGAGCCCAGUGAAGCCGCCAGCUCUGACAAGGGCAAUACACAACGAGAAGGAGGCACAUACACUUGUCGACCAUGCGGUUUUGAAUCCCAUGACCUAAACCUCUUUCUGGACCAUGUUUAUAACGUCCAUGCUGACUUCCGGGCUGAGCCCAGCUUCUACUGUUUGGACUGUGGAGUCUCAGCGGCAAAGUUCGAGGGACUGGCCCUGCAUAACGCCCAUGCCCACCCCAGUACAGUCAACACCACGCUGCAGGUGAAGAAAAGAGACCGGCGGAUAACUGUGGAGCAGAGUCUGGUGGUGAACGAGGGAUCCAAAGAGUCUGAGAUCUCCAUCACCAAGACGCCUAUCAUGAAGAUGUUAAAGGGCAAGUCUGAGCCCAAGAGGAUCGUGGUGUCUCACGGCGUGGAUGAGUUAGAUACUAUCAACAGUAAGGAAGCAGAGAAGAUUGAGCUGCCAGCAGUAACACACGUCCCCACCAUAGUUCACAAUGGAGCCGCAACCAAGCCUGCUCUUCCAACAGCCUUGCAGGUUGUGAAUGGCUCCGGAACUCUGCCUGUGCUCAAGACCGCCAUCACCCAGGUGGUGUCAGUGGUGCAGAACCGGACUCUUCAUCAGCAGUCAGCCACUAUGACGGCCUCUUCAUCCGCCUCGUCCUCCUCUUCCUCAUCCACUACAAGCUCUAGGAACCUGCCCAAGGUGAUGAUUCCCCUGAGCAGCAUCCCCACUUAUGAUGCCGCCAUGGACAACAGCAGUUUCUUAAAGACGUCCUUCAGUAAAUUCCCGUACCCAACCAAAGCUGAGCUCUGCUACCUGACCGUGGUCACCAAGUAUCCCGAGGAGCAGAUCAAGAUCUGGUUCACCGCACAGCGACUGAAGCAGGGAAUCAGCUGGUCACCCGAGGAAAUCGAGGACGCCCGCCGGAAGAUGUUCAACACUAUUAUCCAGACGGCUCCUCCCGUCCCUCAACAGCCACAGCCACGCCAAACCCACCACGGCCCUGCUCAGCAUACCAUCACUGUCCUGCCGGCUUCAUUGGGCCACAACAGCAUUCCCCACAUCCUGCAGGGCAGCCUGGUUGGUCAGGGUGGCGUGAUCGUCACACAGCCUUUGGUCGCCAAUGGCCUCCAAGUCAGCAGUGCCCCCGUGGCCCUGGCAGUCACCCCCAAGCCUCAAAUGGCUGCCAAGCCGUUGAUGCAAGCCAGGCCCACAGCUGCACUGGUUGCAGACAAGGGGGUCAGCAUGGUGGUGGGCACCGUUGAAAGCAGCAGCAGUGGCGGCAGCAGUGUCAUCAUCAGUACUAAUAGCAGUAUUAGCAGCAACAGCAGCAGCAGCAGUAGUAAUAGUAGUAGUAAUAGUAUUAGUACUACGAGCAGCAGUACAACCAGCAGCAGCAUGACUACCCCCAGUGGAAGCAGCAGCAGCAGCACCAGCAGCUCAACAACAAGCACUAGCAGUAGCACCAGCAGCACUACCUGCAGCACCAGCAUCACCCCCAGCAGCACUAUAAGUCACACCAGUGUUAUUAACGUUAGCAGUGGCAGCAGCAGCAAUAGCAACCAUGGCAACAAAGGUGGUGAAGCCAACAGCAGCAGCAGCAGCAGUAACGGCACCACCAGCACUGGUAACGGCGGCGGCGAUGCUAACAAAGGCUCCACCGAUGACGUCGUUGGCGUCAGCGGCGACGAGAAAACGGCGGACGCGUUGCCGCCCGUCCUCAACAUGACCCACAGCUCACGUACGCUCCCCAGUAGCUUUCUGGACCCCAGCUUCUACAAGAACAAGAAGUCGCAGGAGCAGCUGAGCGCCCUGAAGCAGAGCUUCGUUCGCUGCCAGUUCCCCAAUCAAGAGGAGGUGGAGCGGCUCACCAAAAUCACAGGCCUAACGGUGCGGGAGGUACGCAAGUGGUUCAGUGACCGGCGCUACCAUUAUCGCAACUUGAAGGGCGCACGCUCCAGCACAGGAGGCCUCUUCAGCGGGAAUUCCCUCCUCGACUUUGCCGACAGUCCCGCCUCUGCAGAAAUCUCCAAAUCCAGCCAGUCCUCACAGAGCACAGUGCAGCAGCAUCACCACCAGACAUCUCCACCCGCUCCAUCUCGCCGAGUCUCUCGGCAGCAGACGCCAGAUUUCACUGCCAUCCGUUACAAGGAACGGGACCCUCAACAGAUACGGGCCCUCGAGGCCAGCUUCUUGCAGAACCCCACGCCCCCUGUUGAGGAAGUCGACAGGCUGCGUGCCGAGACCAAGAUGACCCGGCGUGAGAUCGACGGCUGGUUCUCUGAGCGUCGGAAGAAGGCAGCAGCUGAGAAGAAAAAGGAAGAGUUUGAGAAGGCAGAGAAAGAGGAAGAAGAUGAUAAUCUCAUGGAAGAGGACACUAUAGUAAAAGAUGGCAAAGAUGGGCCUUCACAGGGAACAUCAACACAGCAGCAAAACAAGGAGGACAAGCAGAAGGAAGACACUCCUGGGUCUGAACCCAAAGUGAACCCCAUCAAGAUAAAUCUGAAAAUGCUCAAGGUUACUGAAUCCAACGGCAAACCUGAAGCUGAGGCCAGCCCACCCACACAGGCUGAAAGUCCAAAAGUGCCGCAUCUAUCUCCGUCUACCCGUGGUAAAAAAACCCCGGACCAGCUGCAUUUGCUGAAACAAGUGUUUGCCCGAACCCAGUGGCCCAGCAGCCCUCAAUAUGAGGAGCUGAUCGCCAGGACGGGGCUGCCAAGGCCAGAGGUGGUGCGCUGGUUCGGGGAUAGCCGGUACGUGUACAAGAAUGGACAGCUCAAGUGGCUUGAAAGCUACCAGCAAAUGGCUGAAGAGGAGGACUACAAGAGGGGCGAUACUGAGGUGCUGAAGGAGCACCUGAAUACCCACGGAAAGUUGGAGGAGGAGCACGUCAAGGGGCUGGUAGAAGCCAGUCGGCUUGAUGAAGACCUUGUCCGCCGGUGGUUUGCCACGCGCUCCGGCUUGCUCCCAGAUGACAAGGCAGAAGAGAUGACUGACGUGGAACAGGCGACUGAGCAGAACCAGGAACCACACGGCGAGGGCGUGACGAGUCCACAGAUCACAGAAGCCCAGUCUACGAGUACCAAGGAAGCUGUGCCCUGUAAUGGAGACUUACCAUGAAGUGUCUGUGUGCUCCAGGAACAGACUGACAGAGACGGACUGCGGCCGGUGAAGAAGAGAAUUCCUGGGGUUUACAGAUGGCCAUUAAAAAUUUUUUAUUUUUUUUUCCAUUUUGGGAGUGUUGUUGGCGAGAGCCUUUGUGACUGUGGUAGGAUUGCUGGGAGGCCAGUCUCCCGCACAGACAUCCCCUUUCUCAAAAAGCACACAGAUAGGCCACUGGCUUGGCCUCAGCUGGGAAGGGUAUGGGGGUUGGGGUCCCUCAAGGGUGCUUGGGGGGGAGAGAUGGAGGGGUUAGGACUUCAGCCGACAAAUGGAGGAAAGGUGCUAAGACGAGUAGAUAGACCAGGUCAGUCCCAGCUCGAGGAUCAAACUGGACCGUGGAUCAAGAGACUUUUUCCGGAAGACUGUAGGGUACAGUAGGAACUGGAGCCGGCGUCGUCAAGUAACUUGGUGUCUAGAAGCAGCUUAUUGCAUUUCGUACAUUUUAGCAGUCCGUAAUUUAGCACAACAGUUUUCCAUUAUCCUGGAUUUUUCAGAAUCUCUUCAGUAUGACGACUGUGUAAGAUGUCAGUUUUACUGGAUUUCAAGCGUACCUAGGCCUAUUGUAUCAUUUUUACAGAUUUAUUUCCAGAAUAAACAGUAUAACUACUGA